UGCUGCAAGAUUGCCAGUUCUGAAGUGAGAGAAGAUGAUGCUGUACCUACUAGCAGUCAUUGGAUUAUUGUAUGGAGGAGCCCAUUCACUGACUGACGAGGAGUGGGAGCAAUGGAAGAUAACUCACAGGAAAACUUAUCAAAAUGUAGCAGUUGAGGAAAGCAGGAGACAAGUAUGGUCAAGCAACUAUAAAUUGAUACAAGAGCACAAUAUGAAGGAGAGCUCAUUCAAGCUGGCUUUGAAUCACUUUGCAGACUUAACUAAUGAUGAGUACACUGAGAAGUAUCUCUCAUCAUUUGAUCUUGAGGGCUUCAAGAGGAACAUGAUGAACGAGUCACUCCAUGCUAACAAUGCUAAAGCAGAUACUGCUGUGGACUGGAGAGAUAGAGGAGCAGUUACUUCAGUUAAAAACCAAGGGCAAUGUGGUAGUUGUUGGGCAUUCAGUGCAACUGGUGCAUUAGAAGCUAUGCAUUUCCUAAAUAAAGGGACACUAGUCUCCCUCAGUGAGCAACAGUUGGUGGAUUGUUCUUAUCGGUAUGGGAAUGCUGGGUGUCAAGGUGGGCUGAUGGACAGAGCAUUUGCUUAUGUUCGCAAUAAAGGGUAUAUCUGCUCUGAGGAGAGUUAUCCAUAUGUUGGCUAUAUGUGGGCCUGCAAGUCCAGCUCAUGCUCCCCUGCUGCUUCCUGCAGAGGAUACAAGAACAUAGCGUCUGGGGAUGAGGAGAGUCUAACUAAUGCAGUCUCUUCUGUAGGAACUGUCAGUGUUGCAAUUGAUGCUUCAAGAUAUUCGUUCCAGUUUUAUUCAAGUGGUGUAUUUUAUGAUAGCGACUGCAGUAGCAGCAGAUUGAAUCAUGGCGUCCUUGUAGUGGGCUACGGCACAUACUAUGAUGGAACAGAGUACUACAUUGUUAAGAACAGUUGGAGCAGUGAUUGGGGUGAUAAAGGAUAUGUGCUAAUGGCUAGAAAUAAAGACAACAACUGUGGGAUUGCAUCUGCAGCUUCGUAUCCAGUUUAGGAGACAAUGGAAGACUUUAAUUUGCUGUUAAUAUAUUAGGUAUUUUUGUUCCUGUAUAGUUUGUAUUCUUGUGUUAUCUGCAGUGGUAUCUUCAUUAUUUAGAAA
Molecule: messenger RNA, 1117 nt
Organism: Amphimedon queenslandica
Lineage: Eukaryota; Metazoa; Porifera; Demospongiae; Haplosclerida; Niphatidae
Product: cathepsin L1-like
Exons: 6
Coding region: 35-1012 (325 amino acids)
Biological process (GO): proteolysis
Molecular function (GO): cysteine-type peptidase activity
Source: RefSeq, a predicted model, not a curated record